Molecule: messenger RNA, 795 nt
Organism: Talaromyces marneffei
Lineage: Eukaryota; Fungi; Ascomycota; Eurotiomycetes; Eurotiales; Trichocomaceae
Exons: 2
Coding region: 1-795 (264 amino acids)
Biological process (GO): endoplasmic reticulum to Golgi vesicle-mediated transport
Cellular component (GO): TRAPPIII protein complex; TRAPPII protein complex; TRAPPI protein complex
Source: RefSeq, a predicted model, not a curated record
AUGGCUGCCCCUCCGAGACGACAAUCGACAAUGUCGAUGAGCAGCACAGUUACAGAGAAAGCAUCAACCCAAUUUGCAGACGGCCAACAGCAGCAACAACAACAUUCAAUACGGCAAAGCCAACUCAUUCAAACACCAACGAGCGGCGGUCUUCGAGUACCUUCAAACCGCAAAACAAUAUAUGACCGGCAUCUCAACAGAAGUCAAAAGGCAGAUCUGAGUCGGGCCUCGUUCGCGUUCUUGUUUGCGGAGAUGGUGACUUAUGCGCAACGGAGGGUUACUGGUAUUCAAGAUCUUGAGAAACGUCUGAAUGAACAAGGCUACCCCCUCGGUCUCCGGCUACUCGACCUUCUCUUCUACCGCUCUAUAUCAAGCACAUCCUCCUCCGCCCUCUCAUCAUCAUCUACAUCCUCCUCCCCACCAAACCGUCCACUCCGAAUCCUCCCUCUCCUUCAUCUCAUCCACGGACCGCUCUGGCGCCUCCUUUUCCAACGACCCGCAGAUGCCCUUGAACACUCCGUCUCCCCCGAAACACCAAACGAAUACAUGAUCACCGACAACGACCCGCUCGUAAAUACAUAUAUCAGCGUCCCCAAGGAAAUGAGUAUGCUCAACUGCGCUGCUUUUGUAGCCGGGAUAAUUGAGGGUGUCUGCGAUGGAUGUGGAUUUGAGGCUAAAGUGACGGCGCAUAAUCAGGGGACAGAGAUGUGGCCGGGUAGAACGGUGUUUUUGGUAAGGUUUGGUGAGACGGUGAUGGAGAGGGAGAAUGUUCUUGAGCGUGCGGGUGUUAAGUAA